CAUAGGAGGAUGUAAUAGGAAACCAGCCCUCUCUCUCUCUUUCUCUCUCCUCCUCUCUUUUCUCUCCCUCUCUCUCUGUCUCUCCGUCUCUCUCUCACGCACUCUGGUAGUCCAGUCCGUCUUGCAGGCACUUGGAUGAAACUGCAGCAGCGCUCUGUUUUCUGCCCUCUUUCUGAGAGAGCCACCAGGGAACCGCCUCAGAGUGGGACUUAAGUGCAUGGGCCAGGAUAGAAGUAGGAAGAACUUGGUCUGCACCGGAGCAAAUCAGGGGAACCGGGGGUUUUUGGAUCGGGACAGAAGCCGAGCAGGAGAGGAAGCUUCCGAGUAAGGUUAUUUGUUGUGGUUCCAGAAGACCUCUUGUCAUGGGGUGGCCGGAGAAGGUCACAAUGGCCUUGUCCCAGGGUGGACACAUCCUUCUGGCUGUCUCUCUCCUCCUGACCUGUGUCUCCAGCUUCCUGCCUCCACUGCCAAGAGUCUUCCUCACUUUUGAAGACCUGCAGGCAUCCCAGACCAUGGAGUACUAUAGUCUGUCAGAGAAGCCCAUGGACUACAGGAUCCUGUUGAUGGAUGAGGACCAGGACAGGAUGUAUGUGGGCUGUAAGGACCAUGUCCUGUCUAUGGACAUCAACAACAUCUCCCUUGGGACGCUCAAGGUUUUUUGGCCUGCCUCUGUUAGCAAGAUCGAGGAAUGCCAAAUGGCUGGCAAGGACCCUACGCAUGGCUGUGGGAACUUCAUUCGGGUAGUCCAGCCAUACAACAGAACCCAUUUGUUCAUCUGUGGAAGUGGUGCCUACAGUCCUGUCUGUGCUUUCGUCAACAGAGGUCGAAGACCAGAGGAACAAGUCUUUAACAUUGACUCCAGAGCGGAAUCUGGCAAGGGGAGGUGCUCCUUCAAUCCUAGAGUCAACACUGUCUCUGUCAUGCUUAAUGAGGAGCUGUUCUCUGGGAUGUACAUUGACUUCAUGGGGACAGACGCUGCCGUUUUCAGGAGCCUCACCAGGAGAAACGCUGUGAGGACUGACCAGCAUAACUCCAAAUGGCUGAGUGAACCCAUCUUUAUAGAUGCCCAGUUGAUUCCAGAUGGAUCGGAUCCCAACGAUGCUAAACUGUAUUUCUUUUUCCGGGAGAGGCUGACGGAUAACAGUGGGAAUACCAAAAACAUUCACACCAUGGUGGCUAGAGUGUGUCCAAAUGACACAGGUGGCCAGCGAAGUCUGGUGAACAAGUGGACCACAUUCCUGAAGGCCCGGAUGGUGUGUUCAGUCCUGGAAGAGGACGGCACCGAGACACACUUUGACGAGCUUGAAAGCGUAUUUUUGCUGGAAACAGAUAACCCCAAGAGCCUUCUGGUGUUUGGCAUUUUCACUUCCACUAGCUCUGUGUUCAAGGGCUCAGCCGUCUGUGUUUACAACAUGGCGGACAUCCUGACGGUCUUCAACGGCCCAUUCGCUCACAGGGAUGGGCCUAACUUCCAGUGGGUGGCAUACCAGGGACGCAUCCCUUAUCCCCGACCUGGAACAUGUCCAGGUGGAGCCUUCACGCCACACAUACAGAGCACCAAGGAGUUUCCAGACGAGGUGGUGACGUUUGUCAGGAACCAUCCGGUCAUGUUCAAUCCCAUUUACCCUGUGGGCCGGCGACCCUUGGUGGUCAGAACACACACCGACUACAAGUACACGUCGAUCGCUGUGGACCAGGUCACCGCUGCAGAUGGCCAGUACCAAGUGCUCUUCCUGGGCACAGACAAAGGGACAGUGCAGAAGGUCAUUGCUCUGCCCACCAACCGCUCCUUGGAUGAAGAUCUGAUCCUAGAGGAGCUGGAAGUGUUUAAGAACCAAGUUCCAGUGACAAACCUGAGAAUAUCCUCCAAAAAACAACAGCUAUAUGUUAGCUCAGAGCAUGGCGUUUCCCAAGUGUCUUUGCACCGAUGUCAUGCCUAUGGCUCUGCGUGCGCUGACUGCUGCCUGGCCAGAGACCCCUACUGCGCCUGGGAUGGCUUGACCUGCUCGCGCUUCUAUCCCACUGGCAAGAGGAGGAGCAGAAGACAGGACAUCAUUCAUGGCAACCCAUUGACUCAGUGCAGAGGAUUCAACCUGAAAGCGUAUAGGAAUGCGGUGGAGAUGACUCAGUAUGGGGUGAAGAACAACACCACUUUCCUAGAGUGUCUGCCCAAGACCCCUCAGGCCUCCGUCCGCUGGCUUAUACACAGAGACAAUGACAGAAGGAAAGAGGUGAAGCUGGGUGACCGCGUGGUCUCCACCGACCACGGUCUGCUCAUUCGCUCGGUCCAGCUGUCCGACCAAGGUCUCUACUACUGCCUGGCCACGGAGAACCACUUCAAGCGCACUGUGGCCAAGAUCCGCCUGCGGGUGCUGAGUGAAGCCAUGGUGACUGUGCUGACGGACAAGCAGCAGUCUCCCUGGGCCUGGGCCAACGCCCUGCACCCUAAGGCCCUACUGUCCGCCUUCAGCCCUGCGGAGAGCCUGGCCGUGCAGCAGUACUGCAAGGAGAAGAAGCAGCUCCAGAGCCUGCAUGGGAUCCAGCACCGCCAGGGUCCGGGCGGAGGGCCUCCUCUCAGGGGAGACAUGGCCAAGCUCAAGCCCCUGUUGGACCGCAGAAAGAGCCGCAACCGCCGAAAUCACCUGGAAGCGCACGACGAUGUCUGACCGAGGCGAGCGAGGGGUUAACGGGUCUAUGGAGAGGGAGGUAUACGUAGGCUAUACUGACGCACAUACACACACCUGGUCACAACCCCGGAGCUCCUGCCCAGAGACAAUGGACCUUACCUGAACACUUCUCUUCCUGGCUGCACCUGAGCAAGUGCAGGUGGACGCGGGAUCCAUCCUGCCUGGGGCUAACUGAAGUCUUAAAUGCAUGAGGUACGCUGACCAGAUACUGUGAGAUGCACGCACGCACACACACGCACACGCACACACACACACAAACCUCACGUCCUGUCACACUGGCAAUUUAGACAGAGGCGUUUUCCGUGACCCUGGAUCCAUGUAGAUGAGUGAAUUUAGGCAUCAGGUUCAGGUUAGAUCCUAUAUGCUUAAUCACUGCAUCCAGGAAGCUGCUCCCAUUGUAGUAUGAUAAUACUGGCCUGACAAAUACUGUAGUGGAGUUAUACAGUAGGAAAUAAUCUGAUGUAGUGUAUUACAGUAUUGUCAUGAACCGAAUGUAUCCACAGCAUGGCUUAAUAUGGAGUUACAGAUGGCUGCUUAAACUCCGCUCUCUACUAUACAUCCACUCAUAUUCACAUCAUAUUGGUCUAUAUGAACACUGUUUACAACUAACAUGUUUCAGUUCAUGGCUGUUGUCAAGAUUAAUCCAACCUCUAAUUAUCUGAACCAUUUGUAUGUGCACGUCGUAGCACUGUCUCUGAUAAGAUAGCAACACCGGAUAAGAUAGCAACAGUCUACAAAGGGCAGAGUGUCUAUGCUAAGUGUUCCCAAUAAAAAUAUCACUGCCAUUGAAAUCCAAACGUAGUCGCUAGGCCAAAGUACACUUUCAGCUCAGCCGCCACCCCCAUGGACAGCAUACAUACACUCCAACCUGUAGCCCUGUCUGAGAGAAGAUACAUCGUUGGGAGGGAUUCUGAUCACUUUAUUACAGAAAUACAGGCCACAGAUAAGGGAAAAUGUGUCGUUUCAUAAACAUCACUUAUAAUAGGACGAAGGUCAUAAAAGGUCUCAGCAUCCAUACAUUCUGUCUUUCCUGUAUUUAUUGACAUAGAACAUCACAAUGUUCUUACAUGGUACAGGGUAUUGAAAAGUGUGCCAUACAGUACAAGUACAGUAUCUAUUCUAUUGUCUUAUAAUUUAUUACACUGUGUUGUGUUUCAGCACAGAAGCAUGCUUAAUGUGUAUACAAUUUCUAUAAACCGUGUGGCUAUUUAAAAUACAUAGCUGGUGGGUUGUACGCCACCACUGUACAUCACAAAAACCCAAUAAAUAGUAUUCAGGUAUGUACUGUAUGAGCAUGUACAGUAGGCCGACUAGACAUUGAUAUGAAUGAACGUAAUUGAUUAAAUGAAUACUUCACAUUAUGAGCUUUAGUGUUUGCAAACAAAAUGUAGAAAUUAUAUUUGCUAUAAAAUUGGACUAAGUCUAACUUAAGAAAGCCUUGUUUUUCCAAUAUCUCACCUAAACAGCGCUAAGACAUUUAUUCUAAUAUGUCUGACCAAAGCACCAGUUCCAAACCAAAUGCAAAUGCUGUUUAGCAAAAUUCUAGAAAAUAUGUUCUAGUUCUUUGGCCAUGCAAACCAGUAAUGAAUUUGGUUUUGAGAUAGGAAUGCAUGAGUAGAAAAGAACCCCAUACCUACUGCAAAAGUGGAAUAUUCAUUUAAAACAUUUAUUUUCAAAAUCUUCAUUAAUGUACAAUUUUUAGGACCUUUCCUGAUUUUAUUGUCUGACUGACUUGAUAGAGGAUUUGGUAGGGAUAUAUUAUUUAACCCUUUUACUGAAAUUGGAUUUAACAUACAUCAAGAUAGACAGGAAUAAUUACACUGAUCAUAUAAUGUAUUCAACACAACACUUUGUGAGACUGUCAGUUUGGCUUUCUCUGUUAAUAGUGUGAAUAGCUCUCUCCUGUUUGUAGGUAUGGUUAGUGUAGAUAUAGUAAUGUUUGGUAUGUGUACAGAUUUUUUUUUUUCAUUCUAUAUUUUCAUCAUUCUAACUUAUCGGUCAUAAUGUGUUAUUUUUAUGUGGAUUUGUGCUUUUGAAUGCCAUCCUAGUGUAUAGUAAACAAAUAUAUGUAUUUCAUCAAAAACUGUCUGACUGUAUCUGCAAAUUGCAGAGAUAUCAUUUCAUUUUGACAACAAUUGAUUACUCUUAAGUUUUAAGAUGGAUUUACAUUUUCAACAGCGAAUGUCAGUUCAAUGUAUUUUCCAUGUUACCAUGAACGUUCUUUGUUUAUAUUUAUUGAUAGCAGCCAGAAUAAAUCCAUUUGAUACCCACCCACCCCCCUAAAAACAUUGUGAGGUGUAAUAGAAACAGCAGCUUUACAAAUGUUCUAAAUAUCACCAAAAUGUUAAUUCAUUCAAUGUGUGAAUUUUAUUUUAUUUUGUCAAGGUUUCUUUUCAACAAAUUGAUUGUGAAAAGAUGUUUACAAAUAAAUUAUGAAUGCUCAAUA
Esox lucius (northern pike) is the source of this 5133-nucleotide messenger RNA. It is a transcript of the gene sema3c, whose product is annotated as sema domain, immunoglobulin domain (Ig), short basic domain, secreted, (semaphorin) 3C. The record is from RefSeq and is a predicted model, not a curated record. The transcript has 18 exons. Gene Ontology annotation, molecular function: chemorepellent activity; semaphorin receptor binding. Gene Ontology annotation, biological process: negative chemotaxis; negative regulation of axon extension involved in axon guidance; axon guidance. Bases 363 to 2666 code for a protein of 767 amino acids. Lineage: Eukaryota; Metazoa; Chordata; Actinopteri; Esociformes; Esocidae.